AUGGUUUCUGGUAUCAAGUUGGAUCUAGGUAGUUGGUUAGCAAAGGAAUUUGUGAAGUGUCAUAUAAGUGAUUUAGAAUUUGAUGAAUGUGUUAGAUCAGGAUUACAAAGUGCGAUUCCUCAAUUAGCGACGGGUAUCCCUAGUUUGGGCUUGCAUAAAAUGGAUCCAUUGAGAAUUUCAAGACUAGGAAUAGAUCAAGGGACUCCAUCAAUUAAACUCAAACUCAAUUUUAAGGACUUGGAUAUAAUAAAUAUGAGAUCUUUGAUAAUAAAAAAAGCCAUUUACGAUCCGGUAAACUUUAGUAUGUCAAUUGAAUCUGAAGCUCAACAGCCUAUUGUUUUACAAGGACUGUACGAAAUGAAUGGUCAAAUAUUAGUUUUACCCAUCAUAGGAAAUGGACAAUGUAAAAUUAGUUUAGAAAACUUCAAGCUUACUGGUAUAUUGCAAAUGACACAAACAUUGAAAAACGGGAGUAUAUUCUUAGGAGUACAAGAUUUAUCUUGGAAAUUUACUACCUCAAGAAUACAUAUUUGGUUUGAUAAUUUAUUCAAUGGAAACAAAGCUCUUGGUAAUCAUAUGAAUAUUUUUCUUAACGAAAAUUGGCAAGAGUUAUUUGACGAAAUGCAAUCGGCAUUUGAACAAGCAUUAAGCUCAGCUUUUAUAGGAAUUAUCCAAAAGUUUUUCAAUCAAGUUCCAUUAAAGCAAAUUUUUAAUGAUUAAAUAUUUAAGUUUUUAUCAAUAAUU
Messenger RNA from Rhopalosiphum padi (bird cherry-oat aphid), 744 nucleotides. Its product is annotated as protein takeout-like. The record is from RefSeq and is a predicted model, not a curated record. The coding region runs from base 1 to 720 and encodes 239 amino acids. Lineage: Eukaryota; Metazoa; Arthropoda; Insecta; Hemiptera; Aphididae. The transcript is spliced from 6 exons.